Molecule: messenger RNA, 1170 nt
Organism: Colletotrichum gloeosporioides
Lineage: Eukaryota; Fungi; Ascomycota; Sordariomycetes; Glomerellales; Glomerellaceae
Exons: 2
Coding region: 1-1170 (389 amino acids)
Source: RefSeq, a predicted model, not a curated record
AUGGCUUCACAAACCCCACCAGAAAACGGUCUCCAUCCCCCUCGUGAAUUCCCCGAUCCCGCAGAAUACUUCGACGACCCGCGAUUCAACCGCAAAUUCAUCCUCCCCCCGACUCCAGACCUCCCAGAGAACUUUCAAGUAACAUACGCCGACUUUGGCCACGAAGACCCUUCAGACACAUCCUCCACAAACGUCCUCCUCAUCUGCGGGCCCCUCCUCGGCAGCCGUUAUCUCCACAUCGCCAAAGACACCCUCGCCAAACGCCACAAAGUCCGCAUCCUCGACAUCGACCGCCCAGGCUUCGGCGGCACCACCCCGGUGCCCCCCAACCUGCGCAUCCGCGCCUGGCUGGCCAUCGUGCCCGCGCUCCUCGCCCACCUCUCCAUCCGCCACGUCGCCCUGGCCGCGCACUCCGGCGGCACCCUCUACGCCCUCAACACCCUGCUGCACCACCGCCACCUGCUCUCCCCCGCCCGGCCGUAUGUGGCGCUGUGCGCGCCGUGGGUGCACCCGUCGCACUCGGGCGCCGCGCUGAUGAGCCUCACGAGCAGCCUGCCGCAGGGCCUCGUGGGCUCGUUCGACAAGGUCGCCGGCUUCAUGAUGCGCAGCCUCGUCCCUUCGACGGUCGGCUUCAGCAACGCCGUGAGCGGCAUGUUAAGCGGGAUCGUGCCGAGUCUUGCGGAGGAGUAUACCGCGCCCGGGGUGAGUGAUGUACGCCUCGCGGAGUUUGAGGAGAAGAUCUGGUGGAAGCUGGUUAAGCGGGUGUAUGCGGAGAGCGUGCAGGGGUUAGGGCAGGAUGCGGUGCUGCUGCUGAAGAGGGAUGGGAAUGAGAGUUUCUGGGGCGAAUGGGGGGAUUACGAUACGCUGGUACCGCUGUUGGCGCAGCAGGAGAGGGAGCUGGGAGAGGGUGGCGGGUUGGAGGUUGAGGUGUUCUUCGCGGCGUCGGAUGCGAUGAUUGGGACGGGCGACGGGCCCAUAUGGUUUGAGCAGUGUUGGAGGGAGGAGCAGAGGGGGGAGAAGAUCAAGUUCUCGAGCUCUGUGGUCCCGGAGGCGGAUCAUGAUUCGAUUGUGAGUUUGAGGUUUGAUGUGUUUGAGCGGAUUAUUAGGAGCGUUGGAGGUGUAGUUACGAAGGCGGCGUCUCCUGUUUCUGCAGAGCAGACUGCGGUUUGA